GGGCCGGGGGCCAGGAUGGAGCCCCGGCCGGGGGCCUGCCAGUACGCCCAUGUGCAGCUGCAGGGGGGCGCGCCCUGGGGCUUCACUCUCAAGGGGGGGCUCGAGCACGGCGAGCCGCUCCUCGUGUCUAAGAUUGAAGAUGGAGGCAAAGCUGCCCUGUCCCGGAAGAUGAGAAUUGGGGACGAGCUGGUGAAUAUCAAUGGUACCCCAUUAUACGGCUCCCGACAAGAAGCUCUCAUCCUCAUAAAAGGCUCCUUCCGAAUCCUGAAGAUGAUUGUCAGGAGGAGAACCACCCCCCUGGCCAGGCCGCAUUCAUGGCACAUGGCCAAACUGCUGGAGGGGCGCCCUGAGGCGGCAGCUGCCUCCAUGAACUUUCCUGAAGACCCCUUCAGCUUAUCCUGGCAUUCGGGCUGUGACACCAGUGACCUGUGCAUGCAGUGGUACCCACUGUCCCGCCACGGCAGCACUGAAAAGAGCAGCUCCAUCGGCAGCAUGGAAAGCCUGGAGCAGCCCAGCCAAGUGUGCCACGAGGGCCAUGUCUCCCCCGUGGAGCAGAGCACGUAUCAGAGUCAGCGGGACUCAGCCUAUAGCUCCUUCUCCGCAGGCUCCAGUGCAUCAGACUACGCCCUGCCCCUGCGGCCCGAGGAGACGGCAGCCUCAGACUGCAGCCCACCAGGCCUGGGGCCGGCCAAGGCGUCAAAUGGCCUCUACCUCCACGCGGGGCCUGAUGGGGCAGCAGGGCCAUUCGGUCAUCAGCCUUCACCCAGCCCCCAGGAGGGUCCUCUCUCUGGCCCUGCCCAAGUUCCUGGGGCCCUUCCAAGUCCUCCCCAGCCUCCAGUAAGGCGGGACAGCCUUCGGGCCUCCAAGGCCCAGUUCCACCAGACAGAGAAGCGGAGGGCCUCAGUCCCUGGCGUUGCCUUAUACCUGAAGGAGAGAUGGAACCCUCAGACCCUGCUCUCCUCAGACCUCCCCACUGGGCCCUGCUGCCCCUGCAGCCAGCUCCUAGAGCCCCACGACGGCCACUGGAAGGAGUGUCUGUCUGACGAGCAGUACUGCGUGGUGAGCUGCCCGUCCGAGUUGGGUCACUGUGAUCCUGGGCGACUGUUGAGGGGCGGCCCUCGGAGGACAGGGCGGCCUUGCCAGGACCAAGUCGUGUCCAGCAGCCCUGGGGGAGAGACUGAAGAGGAAGAGGCAGCCACUGCCACAGCCACCGCCAUCCCUGCCCACCUUACUGGGCUGACCGGCCACCGUCACAGCGCUCCUGAGCAGCUGCUGGCCUCCCAGAUUCGAUCACUGCACCUCGGUGUUGAGAGGGAUGGGGACAGUGAGGGGGCUGAACUGCAGGCCAGGCCGGAGGGGCAUUGCUGGACCCUGUCUCCCCUGCACGGUGCCCCCCCGGGACAGAAAAGCCCUUGCCACCCCGUGGCAGGAGCCCAGAAUAAGCCUGGCGAGAAGAGGACCAGGGGACAGGCAGGUGGCCAACCUUUGACUUCUGAAAGCUCGGGUCAGAGCAGCCCCACUCCCGGGGGAUCCUCCAGCGAAGCAGGAGCCGUCCAGCUCUCUGGCCUGGAGGAUGCCCCUCAGCAGGCCAGCUCUGACGAGGGCUUGGAGGCCAAGAACAGCCGCCCGGGAGACGUUCGCGGGAGCAGCGGCACGCGCUACCGCUCCACCCAGCUGAGACGCAGGAGUGAACGCUUUGCCACCAACUUGCGCAACGAGAUCCAGAGGAGGAAGGCCCAGCUGCAGAAGAUCAAGGGGGAGUCGGAGGAGCCAGAACCCGUACAGGAGAUAGAGGAGACUGCCGAAGAGGCCACCCCUGCAACCGCGCCGUCUCCACAGCCGCCAGCUCCCGCUCCUGGGGCCUCCCUGCCUCUCCCUGCCCCUCCUCAGACACCUGCAGUGACGGCUCAUCGUGGCCUGCCUAGCCCAGUAGACCGCUUCUUGGAUCAGACUCGACCUAACGGUAACCUGCUGAGGGCCAGGUCCUCAGAGUGCUUACGCCAGGCAACGGGAAGCCAGGAAUUGAGGACCCCGCUGGAGGGCCCUGGCAGCCCCGGCCAGAGGCCCUGGCAGGCUGCAGCAGGACUCCACCCCUGGUGCAAAGCUCCUGGGCAUGGCCCUUCCAAGCCCAGGCCCCAACCUGGGGUUCGGGGAGGCCGCUGGCGAUGGUCUCCAGAGCGGAAACUGCAGCCUCAGCUGAUGCCCAUGCCAAGCGGAGGCCUGCACCUGAGUGAGGAGGAGCUGGGUGGCCCUUCUGGGGAGGAGGGCAUCUUCGUGCCUUUCGCAGAUAGGAAGAAGUUUUUUGAAGACACCAGCAAGUCAUUGCCGCCACCAGCUUCAUCCCUUGGACACAAUAAACCCUUUACCCUGAGGCCGAAACCACUCGACCCACCUGCCUUCCAGCCAGUGAGUGCCGGCUGCAGGGAUCUGAGGCGCCACUCCGUGGACCAAGCUUAUCAUUCCUUGACCUCCCUGCCCCCUGAGCCAGCCACUUAUUCAGAAUGCUUUGUGACCAAGGAACUGGAGCAGCCCACGUGUUACCAGCCCCUGGCACACUGUGGGGACUUUGAGUGCCUGCGGCCCUGCUCGUGCUCAUGUGGCAUUCAGGCAGCUGUGGGCCGUGACACAUUCAGUUACUGCCCCGUCCUGCUGCAGAGGAGUCACCGCUGCCGCCCCCAGCACUGGGCUCACUGCCCAGCCUGUUGUCACCCCGGGACUCAGCAUAAGGUCGGAGAAGAGGGCAGCCCUUCCUGGAAGGAAGUUUCUCCAGAUGAAUGGGAAUCAGCGAAGAUCACCAGGAAGGCCGGCCAGCCUGUGAGGGACCGGCCUCAUUAUAAGAUUGGCUGCCCACGCGCUUGCUUUGAGAGCCCUGGGCGUGAGCGGUCAGCGUGUUACCGAGUGGCCUCCUCCCUUGACCUCUUGUGUGACUACGAUCACUCAGUGGGGACCCUGACGGGCAGUGCUGUCUAUGAGCAGGGCAGCUUCGGGGUCGGACCCCGUCCGCUUCGGGGUCGGGCCUUCUCGGAGAGUCACAUCAACUUGGACCCUCCAAGCACACGGGCUAGAGAGAGAAGAGAGCUCUUGACCAAAGUGGACGAGACCCGGCCAGAUCCUCUGGGAGCAAGAAAGAAGGCCCCACCUCCCCCACGGCCCCCACCUCCCAACUGGGCGAAAUACAGGGGCCACCGGCUAUCUCAGCACUCCCAGUAUGCCGGCCUAGAGACCUCAGGCAGCCGGCGGUCUGACACAGCCCUGGAGCAGCCUCGCCCCCAGGGGGCCCAGGUGGAGGUGGGAAGGAAGAGAUCCCAGAGCCUCCCUCCGGAGCCACAACCUACAGGUGACAGGCCUCAGCACUACCACCCUGCUGGGGUAUGGAGAAUGCCAGAGCAGUUGGGCCUCAAGCCAGAUCCCGCAGCCUCAGCCAGAUCUGAAGCACUGGUAGAAGAUCAUCCCAAAGCCAAAGACAACUGGAGCCAGGGCCGUUCACCUGCCGAGGAGCAGUACCGUCUAGUUAAUUGGAGCCCAGAGCAGCAACGGCUCAGCCCUGCCGGCCUUGCCACAGAAGAAGCUGGGCCUGUACAGGACGUCACAGAGGUUGAGACCUGCCGCUUGGUCUCAACGCGGAGGUCAGCCUCGGCCCACAUCAGCUCAGAGGAGCUAAUGAGAGACGUGGCAGACGGGGAUCGGUCACUGGCUGGCAUUCUGAGCUCAGCCUCCAACAUGGUAACAGUUGCAGAGGUCAUGGGCGACCUCUUCCCCACCGAUGAUCUGCCUUGGAAAAAACACGUCCGCCAGGAUUGGCAUUUGGUCAGAAGAAGACAGGAGGUAGCCAAGGAAAGACAGGAAUUCCAACCCAUCUCCCCCCCGCCACCGCCUGGCAGCUUCAGCAGCCCUACCAGCCCCACCAGCCCCACCAGCCCCACCAGCCCCACCUGUCCCACCUCCUACUCUGCCUACUACAACACCUCAGCUGGCAAAGCGGAAUUGUUGAACAAGAUGAAGGAGCUGUCCCAGUUGACCAAAGACUCCCUGGGAGAGGCUGAAGUGGACCAUGAGCUGGCUCAAAAGAAGCUGCAGCUCAUCGCCAGCAUCAGCAAGAAGCUGUCCGUGCUGCAGGAGGCCCAGCGGGGGCUGAUGGAAGACAUCAGCGCCAACGUUGCCUUGGGGGAGGAGGUCGAGGCUGUGCUGAAGGCCGUCUGCAAAAGCAAUGAGUUUGACAAGUUUCGGCUGUUUAUCGGUGACCUAGACAAGGUGGUCAAUCUGCUGCUGUCCCUUUCUGGGAGGCUGGCCAGGGUGGAGAACGCCCUUAACAGCCUGGACCCUGAAUCCACUCAGGAGAAGCUUGCACUGAUGGAGAAGAAGCGACAGCUGACGGGACAGCUGGAAGAUGCCAAGGAGCUGAAGGAGCACGUGGACCGGCGGGAGAAAGCCGUGUAUAGCACGGUGUCCCGCUACCUGCUUCAGGAGCAGCUCCAAGAUUACCGGCACUUCGUGAAGAUGAAGUCGGCCCUCAUCAUGGAGCAGCGCGAGCUGGAGGAGAAGAUCAAACUCGGGGAGGAGCAGCUCAGGUGUCUCCGGGAGAGCCUCCUGCUGGGUCCCCGAGAUUCCUGAGGCUCUAGUUGAGAGGCGGGGGGUGUGAGGGAGGGUCUGCGCAGAGCCACCCAGAGCUUCCCAGAGAGGUGGCCACAGUCCGGCCCUCCCUCCCUCCAUCUGCCCACCUCGUGCUAACUGCCCCAGCCCCAAGAAGUGCCUUCUGUUGCUAAGAACCCAAAGAGACCCCCCGCCCCCUCUCAGCCCCAGAACCUGCUUACAGAUGCUUUCCAAGGCAGAUCGCCUGUGCCCAUAGACUCCUCUGGCCCAAGCCUGCUGGAUCUGCCUCUGU
Molecule: messenger RNA, 4882 nt
Organism: Vombatus ursinus (common wombat)
Lineage: Eukaryota; Metazoa; Chordata; Mammalia; Diprotodontia; Vombatidae
Gene: SHROOM4
Product: shroom family member 4
Exons: 11
Coding region: 16-4611 (1531 amino acids)
Biological process (GO): actin filament organization
Cellular component (GO): apical plasma membrane; cortical actin cytoskeleton; adherens junction
Molecular function (GO): actin filament binding
Source: RefSeq, a predicted model, not a curated record